AGUUUGGCAAUACUGAACUUGCACACCCAGGACCCAAGGGAGCUGUUAACAAUGGUACUCAGCCACGAUCCUUCGCAGCUGUAGCGAGUGGUAGUAAUGAGGACAAUGAGCAAGUUACUAUUGUGAGUGUUACUGAUUGUGAACAAAGCGAGGGACAAAUUAAUACAGCUCUAGUUAAUGAUGAUGAUAGUAACAAAGGCGAGAGCGCAAAUGACCCGGGACCGCCGUCGAAUAAUAUCGAUUGUCCAAAACAAAGUCAAGUAAUUAGAAGUUCAAAAACAAGUGAAAAUCAAAAUGAAGCGAGUUUAGUUGACUCAAAGGAGUUUAUUGGCGUGGAACGGCGCAACACAAAACGAUUGUAUCUAGGUGGUGUUAAAGACGGGGUUCACGCGAGCACUAUAAAAGAAUUUAUGCAGGGAAAAGGCGUUCAGCCGACUUUCGUACGAAUGAUGAAAAGUCGGCGAAGCGGCACCGUUGCUGUGCGUAUAAAUGUCAGAGUUUCAGAUAUUAAGGAGAUUCUUGAACCAUGCAAAUUUUUGGCCGAAAAAU
Paramuricea clavata is the source of this 549-nucleotide messenger RNA. The record is from the annotation of a GenBank genome assembly. NCBI's taxonomy places the organism in Eukaryota, Metazoa, Cnidaria, Anthozoa, Malacalcyonacea, Plexauridae.